GCGUUCACGGAGGUAGAGCGGCGCUGAAUGAGUCUCCGCGGCCGCUGCGUGUCCGUCUUCCACGCCGCGAAACUGCGUGUCCGUGCGGGGAUCUGUCGGGCGCGGGGAAGCUCACGCGAACGCAUCGGCCGGAGCCGCGCCGCUGCGGGACCAUGCUCACGCGGGUGAAGUCGGCGGUGGCCAAUUUCAUGGGAGGUAUGAUGGCCGGCGGCUCCAACGGGGACCAUCCCGGCGGCUCGGAUCUGCCGCUGAGAUUCCCCUACAGCAGACCGGAGUUCCUGGGACUGUCGCCGGACGAGAUUGAGUGCUCGGCGGAUCACAUUGCGAGACCGAUCCUCAUACUGAAGGAGACCAAGCGGCUGCCGUGGUCCACCGGCUACGCAGAGGUGAUCAACGCAGGAAAAAGCACAUUAAACGAGGACCAGGCCUGCUGUGAGGUGCUAGUGGUCAAAAGGAGACCUGCGGGAAGCUCCACGGCCAACCGGACCCCAACGGCCCGCAGGAGGUCUUCCCUGCCCAACGGAGAGGGUCUGGGCCUCCGGGAGUGCCUGGACAGCUCUGAAGACCUCACCUUGCACUACUGGGCCUUGUUCGAUGGCCACGCUGGUUCCGGGGCGGCCGUGGUGGCCUCCCGCCUGCUUCAUCACCACAUCGCCCUGCACCUUCAGGAGGUGAUGGAGAUCCUCUGCACUCCAAACCUGCUGCCCCCGACGUGCCUGGGGGAGGAGCCCAUCAAUCACCACCUGACCCCGACGUCCCAGCGCGCCCUCACCAGGGCGGCCUCGCUCCGCGGCGCCGCAGGGGCUCCGGGCUCGCCCAGCACCCCGCCCGCGCGCUUCUUUACCGAGAAGAAGGUUUCACACGAGAGCCUGGUGAUCGGCGCCAUCGAGAAUGCUUUCAAAGACAUGGAUGUGCAGAUAGAAAAGGAGAAGGCAGUCUACAACAUCUCAGGUGGCUGCACUGCUCUAGUGGUCGUCUAUAUGCUCGGAAAGCUCUACGUUGGGAACGCUGGGGACAGCAGAGCUAUCAUCGUCCGGGCCGGCGAAGUCAUCCCCAUGUCAGCAGAGUUCACACCGGAGUCAGAGAGACGGCGACUGCAGUUCCUGGCCUACAUGCAGCCCCACUUAUUAGGGAACGAGUUUACACAUCUGGAAUUCCCAAGGAGGGUCCAGAGGAAGGAGGUGGGGAAGAGGAUGCUGUACCGUGACUUCACCAUGGCAGGAUGGGCGUAUAAAACCAUCGAGGACGAUGACCUAAAGUUUCCCCUGAUCUACGGCGAAGGGAAGAAGGCUCGUGUGCUGGCGACCAUCGGGGUCACUCGAGGUCUUGGAGACCACAAUCUAAAAGUGCACGACUCCAACAUCUACAUUAAGCCCUUCCUGUCCUGCUGCCCAGAGGUCAAAGUCUACCCUUUGGCGCAGUGCGAGCACGGAGCCGAUGACGUUCUGGUGCUGGGAACUGACGGUCUGUGGGACGUCCUCUCUAACCAGGAAGUAGCCGAGGCAGUCACCUGUUUCCUGGCCAACUGCGACCCAGACGACCAGCACAGGUACACAAUGGCAGCUCAAGACCUCGUCAUGAGAGCACGAGGGGUGCUGAAGGACCGAGGCUGGAGGAUAUCAAACGACAGAUUAGGCUCCGGAGACGACAUCUCCGUCUACAUCAUCCCCCUCAUGUACGGCAACAAGCAGAACUAGCCCAGCUAUGAAACUACAGCCACCACGGAAACGUAACCCUGCCUUGGCCCCCGCCCCCCCAGCGUCACUUCUGCAGUUUCCCUCAUCCCUUUUACUCUUUUUUUUAAAAGUGCUUUAGCGUGGACUCCCUCCUCCUUGGAGGGAUCCAAGAUGCUUCUGUUCAGGGAUGAGGUCUCUGUCCAGGCCGUUGUCCCCUUGAUCACCUUCAUCUGGAUGAUCUCUCUUUGUCUGGUCCUUUUUUUAUAUAUAUAUAGAAAAGAAACUGUUCAAGAAACCGAAUCACGUGAAAGAGCUGUUGAAGAGUUGAACCACUGAUUUUUUUUUUUCCAAUCUCGAGGAAGCCAUCUUGAAUCGUGUUUUAAGGGAGUGUCGGGAGCGUGGACUCUCACAAAUGAGACGGUGACGUGCAUCUCAGGAUCACUGUUACUAACUAAUGCACAAUAUUUAUAAAUGUGAAAAUGUAAAUACUCCCAGGCGUUAGACAUUUGAUAAGUGUGUUCCUGUACAGAGUAAAAAAAAAACAAAAAAAAAACACUAACCUGAUGUCCUGCAUAUUUGAAUCAUACCUUCUCUGUCCCAUGUACAGCUUUUAAAUUAGACAAGUUCAGUCAUGUGCAAUCAUUAAUCUGCUGUUUAUCGGAGAGAAAAGCUUCUCCAGCUGGUUCAACUAAUGCUGUGGUUCUUAAUUUUGGUCAUUUGUACCCUUUGCAUUCCAAUACUGUGGUCACUACUAAGGAAAGCUGCUUCUUUUGAAGCUGAGGAAACACAUUUAUGAAGAAUACACUACCAGGAGGAGCCACCUUCCAGAUUUCAGCGUCUGCUACAUGUGACACCUCCUCCAACAUCUUACACUAUUAAAUCUAGUUCAGCUUUUUGCAUAAAUUCAGAUUUGAGAAUGACAGAGAAGUCUUUCUGUUGCACUCAUUCACCAUCGGCCAUCUACCUCAUGAUUUUCUCCCCUUCAUCGUGUUACACGCGUGCUGUCAUUCGGCUGUUUGCAUGCUCCGUCAGGUGCAUCGUCAGCUGCCACCUGUGCCAUUAUUCGGUUACAUUGUUACCUGCAAGAUUUGUAUAAAAUCUUUUCAGAAAAGCACUGAAACAAAAAAUAACCUUCCCAGGGAACUGUGUGAAGGGCGUACUGUUGUACAAAAUAUAUUUUUUAUAUAUAUUAAGCUCAAAGCCCCAAUGUCAUGCCCCCAUUUUUACCUUUUCUCUGUAUCAGUUGGGUGUAUUGUCCCUAUUAAGAUAAACCCAACCUCUUGCAUAGCAGGUGCCUCAAAUAGUGAGAAUCGUUCCGAUCUUUAAUGUGUCACUUAAAAGGACGUAGAAAUAAGACUAUCAUUGCAGACAGUUAAAUACACACUUACCUUAUGUCUCUGUACAAUCAUGAUCGUUCCCUGACUCAGUCUUCCACAGUUUAGUUCAUUUAGUUGUAGUUUUCAGCUUCUGCUAAUUGUGCACAAAUGUUGUAACUGCUGUACGAGUGGCUGAAAGUGGUGAAACGUGGAACAGAGUAACUUAAUUUCAUUGUAGAAAAAUGUAAAUAAUGUUUUCAGUGGACACUUUCCUCCUCUCCUUUCUUUUACUGUAAGUGAUGUACAUCUUACUGAAACAAAAGCAAAAUGCGUAAUUUGUACUGUUUUGGAAACCUAGAACCAUGUAAACAAAAUGGUUUACAUGCUCACUUUUCUGCUCUAUUAAAA
Molecule: messenger RNA, 3400 nt
Organism: Chelmon rostratus (copperband butterflyfish)
Lineage: Eukaryota; Metazoa; Chordata; Actinopteri; Chaetodontiformes; Chaetodontidae
Gene: ppm1h
Product: protein phosphatase, Mg2+/Mn2+ dependent, 1H
Exons: 10
Coding region: 153-1697 (514 amino acids)
Biological process (GO): protein dephosphorylation
Molecular function (GO): protein serine/threonine phosphatase activity
Source: RefSeq, a predicted model, not a curated record